Messenger RNA from Entrophospora candida, 1077 nucleotides. The record is from the annotation of a GenBank genome assembly. NCBI's taxonomy places the organism in Eukaryota, Fungi, Glomeromycota, Glomeromycetes, Entrophosporales, Entrophosporaceae.
AUGAGUAGAUCCGUUGAACUUAUUGGUUCAGUCCCUAUUACGUUGGGAGCUCAGUAUCCGCAAAUCUUUAACCAUAAUGACUUGCCCGUGGUUGCAGAUCAGCUGUCAGUGACAUUACGACUGAAACUUAGGAAUCAUAGUUCUGAGUACUGGUCCACUAUUUUUCACAAAGGUACUGGAAACAACACCCGCACUCCCGGGCUUUGGUUGACCCAGGCAGGCAAACUGUAUGCCCGCUUCUCAAGCACCUCGAGUACUGAUGAAGGAACUCAGGAGCUCGCUGAAUUACUUUCAUUAAACAAAUGGUACCAUAUAGCUUAUACAAUUUCUAACCCUGAAAAAAAGUUAAAUGUCUACUUAGACGGUAGGUUAAUCGGCUCAUAUAAGUUCCAGCAAAAUGUUAUCUUCAAUGAUGGACCGUUGAAUAUUGGACGUGCUCACAUCCAUAUUGGGAUUGAUGGAGAAAUCAGCAAUUUUCGUUAUUUCAACUGGUGCAUAUCUGAUAAAAGAGUGCAGGCAGAUUUUGAAGGCGAUAAAAUUAAAGAAUUAAUUGCAAAUAACGAACAAUGGACAAGUGAAAAUGAGAAUAAUAAAUUAUUCUUUAAUAAACUUACAAAACAAGAACCACAGGUUCUUUGGAUUGGAUGUGUUGAUUCUCGUGUUCCGCCUGAACUCAUCACUAAAUCAGGAUUUGGUGAAUUAUUUGUGCAUCGUAACGUAGCAAAUCAAAUCAAACUCGAUGACGCCAAUUGCAUGUCAGUGUUAGAAUAUGCUGUCAACCAUUUGAAAGUUUCUCACAUUGUUAUUUGUGGCCAUACGGGUUGUGGUGGAGUAAAAAAUAGUUUUGAAUCGCACCUUGAACCUAAUCUAAUAAAAUGGUUGAAGGGAAUGUUUGGACCAACAAAACCCGCUAAUUUUGAUACUCUUGAAGGUCAAGAACAAUUGGUCAAAGAUAAUGUCGUGAAUCAAAUAAAUCAAGUUAGAAAAAUUGAUUUUGUUAAAGCUGCUAGUCAAAUCCAAAUUCAUGGAUUUGUUUUUGAUUUAAAAAAUGGCUUAUUAUUAAAGGUUCUAGCAUAA